AUGACUCUAGACACAGGAGCCUCUAGAACAAUAGUGAACCCAAAGCUGGUAAAAGCUGCAAGGGGACACAAGAGGAGAAUUAACUGUCGGCUUCUUACGGCCUCCGGUCAGCCAAUACCCGUCCUGGGAGAAAUGUCAGUUACGAUGUAUGUAGGGGGGUCCUCAUACUCUCAUAACGUUAUCGUGGCUGAGAUUAUGGAUGAUUGCAUCUUGGGUUUGGAUUUUAUGAAGAAACACAACUGCAGAAUUAAUGUCACUGACGGAGUUUUCAAGUGUGGUGAAGAAGAAAUCUUCAUUCUUGGUGGUGCUUGCGGGAAAGUUGCAUGUGUAAAGAAAGUCAUUAUACCUGGAAGAGCGGAAGCUCGGGUGUUGGUGAAACUACCGACAACUGGAAAGAAAAAGUUAAACAGAUGCGUGUUGAUCGAAGACACACCUACCAAAACAUCGGCGCAAAAACUGAUGACGGCGAGAACCCUUGUUAGUGGAAGCAGUAACGCUGUGGUCAAGGUUUUGAACCUUGAUGAUCGCGAGAUCUGCUUGAACAAAGGUGACGUCAUUGGAAAGUGCGAAGAAGUUGUCUGGAUGAAAAAGUGUAGUUCGAUGACAGGCGCAGACUUGGCAAAGAGCAACAACUACGGAUUAGUGACUGAGCUACUCGAUGACUGCAAGAGUAAUCUCUCUUAUUCGCAGAGCAUAAAAGCCAAGAAGUUUUUACAGCGCUACGCGCAUAUCUUCUCCAGUCACGAAGGAGACCUUGGAAGAACAUCAGUGGUCCAGCACAGGAUAGAUACAGGAAGAAUAAGGUCAGUUAUCUCGGCCAUGUUAUCCUCAGUGAUGGAAUCCAGACAGAUCCGGAGAAACUGGAAGCAGUCCAAAAAUGGCCUACCCCUAAGGACAAAACCGAAGUGCGGGCAUUCCUCGGACUGUGCUCAUACUACAGGCGUUUUGUUAAGGGAUUCUCAGAGAUAG
Molecule: messenger RNA, 969 nt
Organism: Melitaea cinxia (Glanville fritillary)
Lineage: Eukaryota; Metazoa; Arthropoda; Insecta; Lepidoptera; Nymphalidae
Exons: 2
Coding region: 1-969 (322 amino acids)
Source: RefSeq, a predicted model, not a curated record